ACGUCUGUUAGCCCCGCUCCACCCUUGGUCAUGUUUGCAUGCGCAACAGUGCCGCUCGCUCCUCACACAAGGAGUGCGAGUCGAGGGCCGAUGUGAUCGUUGGCCUUCACAUCCCCCACCAUCCAAACCGGUGGCAAAUGGCGGGUUUUCUAAAUCGGGGCUUAUGCCCCUCGAUCUUCAGGUUUACAAGGCAUCUGAGAGUAACGACAGUCCCCGAAAUUCAUCAUGUAACAAUUCUCUCACUCAACACGUUUUCCACGGGUUUUCAGCAUUCAGACUGGUUAAGGUGCUUACAGUUGCAGAGGAAGGAAAUUCAUUCAUCAACUUUGAGAAGAAUGGAAAAUGCAAGUUUACUGGAUGAAGCCACAUAUGAGAGACUUGCAGAAGAAACAUUGGACCUUUUAGCUGACUUCUUUGAAGAUCUUGGAGAUCAACCAUUUGUUCCAAAAGACUAUGAUGUAACAUUUGCGAAUGGUGUGUUGACAAUAAAUAUGGGAGAAGCCUUGGGGACAUAUGUGAUUAAUAAACAGACUCCAAACCGACAAAUCUGGUUAUCAUCUCCCAUCAGUGGGCCUAAGCGAUACGAUUGGACCGGGAAAAAAUGGGUCUAUUCUCAUGAUGGAAUUUGUUUACAUGGUCUGCUCACGAAGGAGUUCUCUACAACAUUCAAGACCCAAGUGGAUGUACUUUCAGUAGCAGAUGUCAGUGAUGUAUGACCUAGCAAAAAAAAUCUAAGAACUAUUUCCAAAAGCUGUUUUAUAAAAGAUAAACACUUUUGGAUUUAUUAUGUUUGAAUCUCUUGUUCCUGUGACAGUUUCUGACAUGCUGUAAAGACCGCAAGUUGUCCCAAAGUAAACUGCCUUGUUGGA
Molecule: messenger RNA, 869 nt
Organism: Hemiscyllium ocellatum (epaulette shark)
Lineage: Eukaryota; Metazoa; Chordata; Chondrichthyes; Orectolobiformes; Hemiscylliidae
Gene: fxn
Product: frataxin
Exons: 5
Coding region: 39-716 (225 amino acids)
Biological process (GO): intracellular iron ion homeostasis; iron incorporation into metallo-sulfur cluster
Cellular component (GO): mitochondrion
Molecular function (GO): 2 iron, 2 sulfur cluster binding; ferrous iron binding; ferric iron binding
Source: RefSeq, a predicted model, not a curated record